CUCGGCCCCGGCGCCGCCCUCAGUCCCCAGGCGCAAGCUGACUAGGGUGGUUGGGUCCGUUAGCUCGCCAGGCUGGCAGGCUCCAGGGCGCUACUCCACUGGCGGCCGGGAUGGAGACGAUGCGAACGCAGAGGCUGCAGCCUGGUGUGGGCACCAGCGGGAGGGGCACUCUCCGAGCGCUGCGGCCCGGAGUGACUGGGGCCGCGGCUGCCGCCGCCACACCCCCUGCGGGCCCCCCGCCUGCCCCGCCGCCUCCCGCACCGCCCCCGCCGCCGCUGCUCCUGUCUGGGGCCCCGGGACUGCCCCUGCCCCCCGGCGCUGCCGGGAGCCCGGCAGUGCUGCGAGAGGCCGUGGAGGCCGUGGUGAGGAGCUUCGCCAAGCACACGCAGGGCUAUGGCCGAGGUGAGUCUGCGAGUCCGGCCUCCUGCGCGACACCCGCUGUAAGGGAGCCUUGCUCCCGCAGUCCUCCGGAUCGCUUUUCCUGGCAGGGAGCCCUCACAUGCAUUUCCUUUUGGGGAGUUUCCUUCUGGGCUACGCACACGCACAGACGCACACACAUACACUUUUGCCCCACAAAAGCUGAGGCCCGGAGAAGUGCUGCAAAGAUUGCGCUAAUGAAUUCUGUGUUUAAUGAACAUCCUUCCCGAAGAAUCACUGAUGAGUUCAUUGAGAAGAGUGUCUCUGAGGCCCUGGCAUCUUUCAAUGAGGUGUUGGCUCAUUAUUCACACCGGGCCCUGGAUGAUGAUAUUCGCCACCAAAUGGCCUUGGACUGGGUGAGCCGGGAGCAGAGUGUGCCGGGGGCACUGUCUAGAGAGCUGGCCUCCACUGAGCGGGAGCUGGAUGAAGCUCGACUGGCAGGCAAGGAGCUGCGCUUCCACAAGGAGAAGAAAGAUAUUCUCAUGCUGGCUGCUGGGCAGUUGGGCAAUAUGCAUUCUUCCAACUGCUAGGCAUCCACCCGCAUACUCGCCAUCCUUUCCACAGCCUUUUUUGUAUGUCUCCUUUCUAAGAUUUAGGAUGAUUUUUUGUACAUACUUUCUCAAUUUUAUACUUAAAUAUAUAUAUAUAUAUAUAUAUGUAUGUAUAAAUUCUACACCUAGAUUCCUAUUUGCUAAGAGAUCCCUUUUCUUACUUCCAGUUUUUGGAUGCAGUUUUAUUUGCAACAUCUUUACUCCACUUUACAAGAAAGAGCAGGUUGUCUUUGAAGCUCUAUUAGCUCUUAAACUUCCAAAUUACCUCUGUAGUCAUUUCAGUAGCACUACCAGAUUAACUC
Molecule: messenger RNA, 1270 nt
Organism: Cebus imitator (Panamanian white-faced capuchin)
Lineage: Eukaryota; Metazoa; Chordata; Mammalia; Primates; Cebidae
Gene: LIX1L
Product: limb and CNS expressed 1 like
Exons: 3
Coding region: 111-947 (278 amino acids)
Biological process (GO): autophagosome maturation
Cellular component (GO): cytoplasm
Source: RefSeq, a predicted model, not a curated record